CGCCGCCAAAAUGUCCACAGGUGUGCCUUCAGGAAGUUCAAGUGCUGCUGCUGGCAGUAAUCGAAGACUCAAGCAGACACAAAAUCAAGUUGAUGAGGUGGUUGACAUCAUGAGAGUCAACGUGGUUAAGGUGUUAGAAAGAGACCAGAAGCUCUCGGAGCGUGCAGAUGCGCUGCAGGCCGGUGCUUCUCAGUUUGAAACAAGUGCUGCCAAGUUGAAGAGAAAGUAUUGGUGGAAGAACUGCAAGAUGUGGGCGAUAGGGAUCAGUGUCCUGGUGAUUGUUGUCAUCAUCAUCAUUGUGUGGUGUGUCUCUUAAUGAAGAACCCGGGAAACUGAAGCCCACUGUUGAGGAGCGUCUUCAAGACUUUCUACUCAGAACCUGCUGUGUUAUCAAGCUUACCUACUGUUUUUUCCAAGUGAUUAUUUUUGUUAGUUUACAUACAGUUCAGUGUCUAGGAAAUGUGCCUUUGUUUUAAUAUACACUCCAGAAGGGGUGUGACCUACCCUGCCCACAUUUUGCA
Molecule: messenger RNA, 521 nt
Organism: Mesocricetus auratus (golden hamster)
Lineage: Eukaryota; Metazoa; Chordata; Mammalia; Rodentia; Cricetidae
Product: vesicle-associated membrane protein 3-like
Exons: 1
Coding region: 11-316 (101 amino acids)
Biological process (GO): vesicle-mediated transport; vesicle fusion; SNARE complex assembly
Cellular component (GO): plasma membrane; SNARE complex
Molecular function (GO): syntaxin-1 binding; SNAP receptor activity
Source: RefSeq, a predicted model, not a curated record